CCACGAUGGCGUUUCGAAGAAGCGACACAAUCCGCAAGACACGGGGACAAACCAACCACACCGCUCGAGCCCGCGGCACCCGCUCUGCCCAUCGCACAAUCGCAGAUUUCUGCAAGUGUGUGUAUCCCAUCCAACACAGCUGUAGACCAUGUCGUUCCUGAAGAAGCCGACGGCAUCGGCUGCGACAAUGGCAUCGCUGGUUUCGGCGAGCCGGCAUCGGAUCGCUUCCUCCCUGCCUCGAACGACCACGAGGGCGAAAUCGUCGGCGGUCGCAUCUCCGGCAUUGUCGAGAUACGGACUCGGAGGACAGCACUGGAGGCAGUUCAAUCCGGAAUCGUACCAAGAACUGAUACACCAAGCCCUGUCCAAGAACGUCUCGUACUUCGAGGUGGCCGGUCAGGAAGGGGGCGACAUCGCCAUGGCGGGAGCCAUCCAGAGUGCGCUGGAGCGCAAUCCCGGUUUUUCCUCUUCUCCCAUYACCAUCACCGCUCGCCUCGGAUAUCGAAGCCUAUCCGACGGCCCCGCUGCUGGUCCGGGAGAAGGAGAAGGCAAGGUCGAUGCAGCAGCAGCACCCGGCGAUAACCAACCGAUGCCCGGAGAUGUGCUGCUGGCACCCCCUCCGGAAGACGGGACGAAGGGGAAUGCGGGCGUGGCAGCAGCGUACGACACACCGCAGAACGUCGUUCACAACCUGUCCUCCGAGUAUGUAUUGCAGGCCGUCCGGUCUUCCCCGCUGUUGGAACUCCAGGAAACAAUGGAGAACGUGAGACUCGUCUUUCUGCUACACAAUCCCGAGGUCCAGGUUGUGGAGUUGCUCCAAGAAGAUCCCAACGCAACGGCCGAAGCACGACAGGAAUUCAUCCGGCAGCGCUGGACGCCCGCCAUGGAAACCCUCCAGGAAUACUCGUCCAACGGAACGGGCGUUUCCUUCGGAGUCUGCAGCAACGGCUUGGGAAUACCGGAUGUCGACAACCAUCCCAUGCACCUGGGCACCRACUCGAUCGUCCAAGCGGCAAACGCCUACGAUCGGUUUUCGACGGUCCAGCUGCCCGCGAACCUCUUGGAGACAUACGGUUGGGAAAUGGCGAGAAAAAUCAAGGCGGAAACACAACAACAGAGGGAAUCGUUCGGAGCCGUGGACGUGGUAGCAAUGAGGCCCCUGACGUGCUACCCGGAUCUGGGGACGGGAUCGGGAUACCCCUUUCGACUGGUGGACUACGCCCUGCCGGCAYUCCAAGAAAAUGAUUCGGUCGCGGGAGACGGCGGCAAUCCUUCCCUUUGCUAUACCAACGACAUGGAGGGCAUCCCUGCCUUGUAUCAAAUGACGCUCCAGGCCGCAAUGUCCCAUUUCGAUGCCGAAGAGCUUCUGGAAAAGAAGCAAGAGCGGGACCUUUCCAUGGAGGAGCGAGAAACACUGGAUGGGUGCAAGCUGAUGCAGAGCAUGAUCCACGACCUGGACAAUCAGCUGGCCGACAUUCGAUCCUUUGCCGCACACGAAGACGAGCUCUACGGAAGAAUUAUUCCUCUGAUACACGAUACGUUCGAACUGAUGGACGACACGACCUCGGAUGUUUUGCAGGUAAGUUGCAACGUACGGCACGGCGUGGCACAACCAUCCCAUCGAGAUAAGGAGAGUUGUGCUGCUAUUUUGAUUUGAUUUGAUUUGAAUCGAAUCGAGUUGCACUUGCACCGCAUCACACUGCAACAAAAACUUCAGAUUCCAAUAAUAUGGACCGACUGAUUUGUGAUUUUUGUGUUUUCAAAACGAUUGUUUGAUGAAACAGGCAUACUUUGCUGCUUAUGCUGUUGCGGUGCGAUACGCAAUCGCGACCAAGACACGAGAGGUCCUCAAGGGAGGAGAAGAAACAGGCAACAAAGCAAGCGGCGGCACCGGGAACAUUACCUACCCCGAUAUUCCGCAAACGAUGACGCUCCAAGAGUAUGCKCUGCGACACAUGUUGGUGGAAAGAUGCUUCGAUCGCAUCGCGAUUGGUGCCUCCACGAUGCAAGAUUUCGACCACGCAACCCAGCUCAUGGAAACCAUCGACUCGGGAGAGGAGCAUCCGCUGGGGAAAUUGCUCUCGGUGACAGAUGGACAACCCGAAAACGAAACAAACGACGGUGGGAAAAGCAAUCAUUAGCGAACCAUCGCGWUGCUGCAUUGCCAAAUUGUUUUGCACCAAAACAAAAAUUGGAAUGCCACUUUCGAAGCAUAGGCUGAGYUCCUCUGAGAAUCCAAAACCUGCCUACAACUGUCACGCUCUUUCUUCGUGAAUUCGAAUGCGACUUUGGAACGUACUAUAAAUUAUUGCAGUUGUG
Messenger RNA from Pseudo-nitzschia multistriata, 2319 nucleotides. NCBI's taxonomy places the organism in Eukaryota, Bacillariophyta, Bacillariophyceae, Bacillariales, Bacillariaceae. The record is from the annotation of a GenBank genome assembly.